CCUGUCAGGUGGGUGGAGGCACCAGGCCAUCUCAGAAGGCCAGGGACUCGCCAAGGGGCUGGAGCAGUCCUGCGCCUGCAGCCUCCAGAACCAUGGGGACGGCGCUACGCAGCCAGUCCUUGCGAGGACCACCGCCCUCCUAUAGCAAGCUCCAGGAGCCGUGGGGGAGGCCCCUGGCAGGCCGACUGCGCCGGGCGCUGAGCCUCAGACAGGGGCGUGAGAAGUCCAGGUCCUCAGACGGAGGCCCAGAAAGGCUGGACGCCCCCGGGCAGGAGCAACUGCCAGGGAGCCUGGGGGACACAGAGCAGCUGAUCCAAGCUCAGCAAGAAGGCAGCCAGCGGUGGCUGAGGCAGUAUCAACAGAAGAUAAGGAGAAGGUGGGAGAGCUUUGUCACCAGCUUCCCCAGCGUGACCCUGAGCCAGUCGGCCUCCCCACAGCCCUCACUGGGCACCACCAGCUAAGGAUGCUAGCAGCGGUGGGGGUCCUCGCUGCACCUGGAUGAGAUGGCACGACCUACCUCUUCGUGGCCCUCUGGACUGUGAAUGCAGUGACCCCCUCUACGUGGACUGUUCCCCUUCCUUACGUGGCCCGUUGAGGCCUCUGUCACCAGGACAGAGCUCAGUGAAGCCAGAUCCGUGGCUGAGAGCCUCUGGCCUCCCUCCCAGAGGGUGAGCCCAUCCCCAGGGCAAGGACUGUGUCUUGUCGUGUAUUGUCGUGUAUUGUCGCCGUCCUCACAGUCUCCCGAUGAAGGAAGCCGAGGAAGCCUUCCCUCCCUGUGCGAAAGAGAGGAAAGCUGAGGCCCAGAGGCGGGAGGGGAUUAUUCUCUUUGGCAUCUCUGGCCCCGCCGCUACCCAAUGCCCAACACUGCGUUGAACACGGGAAUAAAGGUUGCUGAACUGAAGUAA
Molecule: messenger RNA, 905 nt
Organism: Eubalaena glacialis (North Atlantic right whale)
Lineage: Eukaryota; Metazoa; Chordata; Mammalia; Artiodactyla; Balaenidae
Gene: C10H11orf86
Product: chromosome 10 C11orf86 homolog
Exons: 2
Coding region: 93-461 (122 amino acids)
Source: RefSeq, a predicted model, not a curated record